UUGAGCUUUCAAAGUUUCCAUUUUUUAUUUGCUCAAUCGAAAUCAAAUUGAGUCUCUCUCUGUCAACCUGAAAAAAAUGGUUGUUCACCGGAUAAUACCUUCCAGAAUCUCCCGCGUAAAAGACCCUCUCACUCGAUGUAAACCUCUCAAAACCUUGACCACAUCUUCAUCACCUUCUCUCGAAUUCGAACCCUCUUCUUCUUCGUCUUCUUCUUCGGAUUCUGAUUCAGUGGAGAGGAUAUGUUUCAGUUUGAAGCAAGGUAGUAAUAAUGUGGCUUCUAUGAGAAACCACCUGAUUCGGCUAAACCCUUUAGCCGUCGUUGAGGUUUUGUACCGUUGCCGCAAUGAUUUAUGUCUAGCUCAAAGGUUCGUGGAUCAAUUAGGGUUUAAUUUUACGAAUUUCAAGCAUACGUCUUUGUCUUUAAGCGCAAUGAUUCAUAUCCUGGUGAGAAGUGGGAGAUUGUCGGAUGCUCAGGGUUGUGUUCUUAGGAUGAUUAGGAGGAGUGGUGUUUCUAGGGUAGAGAUUGUGAAUGCUUUGGUUUCAACGUAUAGUAAUUGUGGUUCCAAUGAUUCGGUUUUCGAUUUGUUGAUUAGGACUUAUGUACAGGCUAGAAAGCUUAGAGAAGCACAUGAGGCUUUUUCAUUGCUUAGAAGCAAAGGUUAUACGGUUUCUAUCGAUGCUUGUAAUGCUCUUAUCGGGAGCUUGGUGAGGAUCGGGUGGGUUGAAUUGGCUUGGGGGGUUUAUCAGGAAAUUUCUCGGAGUGGCGUUGGUAUUAAUGUUUUUACUCUCAAUAUCAUGGUUAAUGCUUUGUGCAAAGAUGGGAAAAUGGAAAAAAUUGGAACUUUUUUAUCACAAGUGAAAGAGAAGGGAGUUUAUCCGGAUAUUGUUACAUACAAUACAUUGAUUAGCGCCUACUCUAGUAAAGGUCUUAUGGAAGAGGCAUUUGAGUUGAUGGAUGCUAUGCCGAGCAAAGGGUUUAGUCCUGGUGUUUAUACUUUUAAUACUGUGAUAAAUGGACUGUGUAAGCAUGGGAGAUACGAGAGAGCCAAGGAAGUUUUCGCUGAGAUGUUAAGAUCUGGGUUAAGUCCUGACUCCACUACCUACAGAUCGUUGCUGAUGGAGGCAUGUAAGAAGGGAGAUGCUGUCGAAACGGAGAAGAUUUUCAGUGAUAUGAGAUGUAGGGAUAUUGUUCCGGAUUUGGUUUGUUUUAGCUCGGUAAUGAGUCUUUCUGCUAGGAGUGGAAAUCUCGACAAGGCAUUAGUGUAUUUUCACAGUGUGAAGGACGCUGGUCUGAGUCCUGACAAUGUGAUCUACACCAUUCUUAUCCAAGGGUAUUGUAAAAAAGGUAUGAUUUCUGAAGCUAUGAAUUUGAGAAAUGAUAUGCUUCGGCAGGGUUGUGCUAUGGAUGUUGUUACCUACAACACCAUUUUGCAUGGGUUAUGCAAACAGAAAAUGUUGCGUGAAGCGGAUAAGUUGUUCAAUGAAAUGACCGAAAGGGGUUUAUUUCCAGAUUCUUACACUUUAACCAUACUGAUUGAUGGACAUUGUAAGCUCGGAAAUCUGCAAAAUGCAAUGGAGCUUUUCAAAAAGAUGAAGGAAAAGAGAAUCAAACUCGAUGUUGUGACGUACAACACGCUGUUAGAUGGGUUUGGUAAGGUAGGCGAUAUCGACACAGCAAAAGAGAUAUGGGCAGAUAUGGUAUCAAGAGAGAUACUUCCCACUCCAAUAUCGUACAGCAUUAUGGUCAACGCGCUGUGCAGUAAAGGCCAUCUCUCUGAGGCAUUCCGAGUUUGGGAUGAAAUGACUAGUAAAAGUAUAAAGCCAACGGUUAUGAUUUGUAACUCUAUGAUAAAGGGAUAUUGCCGAUCUGGUAAUGCCUCAGAUGGAGAAAGCUUUUUGGAGAAGAUGAUCUCAGAAGGUUUUGUGCCAGAUUGCAUCAGUUACAACACAUUGAUAUACGGUUUUGUCAAAGAAGAAAACAUGAGCAAAGCUUUUGGUUUGGUGAAGAAGAUGGAGGAGAAGCAAGGAGGAUUAGUACCUGAUGUAUUUACAUACAACACGAUCUUACAUGGGUUUUGUAGACAAAAUCAAAUGAAAGAAGCAGAGGUUGUGCUAAGGAAGAUGAUCGAAAGAGGUAUAGAACCUGAUAGGUCAACGUAUACAUCUCUGAUAAAUGGAUUUGUGUCUCAAGAUAACUUAACAGAGGCAUUCCGGUUUCACGAUGAGAUGUUGCAGAGAGGAUUCUCUCCUGAUGAUCAAUUUUGAAUCAGUUCUUUUUUCUUUUUUUUUUGUAAUUUUGCUGAGUUACUCUACUGAGCCUAUAUAUGAGUUAUAUUUUGGACAAAAGGACCAAAGAUAGUGUUACUGCAGAAGAAGCUCAAGGAACUUGUUUUUUUUGAAUAGCAAAACAUUGUUGUACUGUACAUAUAUAUAUAUUUU
This is a messenger RNA of Capsella rubella, 2440 nucleotides long. Its product is annotated as pentatricopeptide repeat-containing protein At5g01110. Gene Ontology annotation, molecular function: protein binding. The transcript has a single exon. The record is from RefSeq and is a predicted model, not a curated record. Lineage: Eukaryota; Viridiplantae; Streptophyta; Magnoliopsida; Brassicales; Brassicaceae. The coding region runs from base 77 to 2266 and encodes 729 amino acids.